UUGUCAUUCAUGCAUGGUUGGCCUGGUUGUUGUAAUUCUUAGAUUUUUUUGGUAAAACCCAAUGUUUUAAACAAAUUCCGAAAUUUUUGAGUUAAAGGAGACAGUAAAUUAAAACAUUAGCAUUUGCGAUGUAAAUUCAGGAACUUGAAAGAGGACUAAAAGGACAUAUUCGGUGUUGUGAGUGACAUAAUAAUCUACCUUGAGAAUUGCGUAUCAUGUAACUUUGUGGUUUGUUUUGUGGGAUCCAGCAUCUAUUUUCGAACUCAUCAUCUUAUUACAAUGACCCGAUGAUUGGCGCGUCACGAUGAGCUGGCUUCGGAAUACGUCGCUCUCCUUCGCACGGCAGCUGUCUCGCUCGCUCGACCCGCGGCACGAUUACGAGCCGCAGGCGUGCUACAACUCCUUCUGCAAGCAUUGGCAACAGGCUCACGAUAUUAUUGUUAAGUCCCAGCCUCAACACCUGCACGACGAUGUGCUCGGCGUGGUCAAUCACCUCGAACAGCUGGCGACGCUACUGGUGCUCGAAGCUAGGGCUGGGGAGAUCAGCGUGGGUCGCAGCAGGGCCGCAUGUUUGGAACACCUGCUGAGCGAAAACCUGCUGGAUAAGCUGUAUGAGUGGGCGAUAUGCACUGGCAAAUACGAAAAUGCAGUUAGAUUGGAACAACUCAAGUUAUUCGGAAUACUCGUCAGCCAUUACAGUACUCAGGUGAUAGCAGCAGAACCGUUCCUCAGGCCAUUGCUAAAGUUGCUCAGCGGCUUCCGAAAUGAGUUACCACCACCCAACUUGGAAAACCAACUAGUGACCGUCCUAAACCAGUUAUGUGUGGCGUUGAUGCAGAAUAUGAAGUUCUUAGAUCUGUUCUUUCUAACGACGCACACGCAAAACGGAUCGCAAGCUGAGUUCAUAAUAGUCCGGCUGCUUCUCACUUCGGUACAUCGAGAGGGCGCCACUGGGUCGGCGGCGCGUGACGCGCUACUGCUAUGCGCGAAUAUGUCAUCGCGAUGCACGCAACUAGCAGAUUAUAUGCUGGCUGGAAACACUUGCCCUGUUUUGGCUACUGGUCUAAGCGGUCUCUACUCCCUCCUACCGCGAACACUAGGCGAGAAAGUCCACCGUUUGACGCCGGAUGACGUCAACAAAGUCAACAAGCUCACUCUCUUCAUAGACUCGCUUGAGUUUUGCAAUGCUGUCGCGCAGGUUGCCCAUCCGUCCAUUAAGAAGCACCUGCUAGACUUGCUAUACCAAGGAUUCCUAGUUCCCGUCCUAGGGCCGGCUCUCCUACAGACGAAACGGGGGCCAUUGCAGAGUGGCGCCACCGAGCAGGCUGCCGCUAUGGCGUAUCUUGAACUGGUGCUGCGGUGUGUGACGCAAAGAGGGUUGCUGAGGGCAGUUCUGCACUUCCUAUUCACGUAUGAGUAUGACGGUGUAAGAGUCGCCGAUGUUUUGUUGAGGAGACUGGAGGGGAAUUCUCAGCUGGCUCUUGUAUCCCUGUCUUUAAUGGAGACCCUCAUCGACCUGAACUGCGAGGAUGUCAUGAUUGACCUCGUCUACAAACACCUCAUCAACGGCCAUCAUCUCAUGGUGGCCCAUAGACACAAGAUCUCCGACCCGCAGCCUUACAGAGACGCGGCUAUGGCCUUCCUGAGUUUAACACCAAGGUGCUGCAGUAGACCCUUGGAGAAGACCAGGGAAUGGGUGGAUGAGAUGGCAUUGAGUGGAAGAAGAGUGUUGGAUUUCAAGCAGGAGGAAGAAAGGAGGAUCAAUGGCGUGAAUGAGGGUAUAGCGAUGAAAAGUCUAGUCCAGGAAGUUAGAUUUAAUUAUGGGAAUCCAAACGAAACACUCUUCGCAAACUACCACGCAUACUUAUGCGACGCUAGAUUCGAACUCGUCUCACGCACCAUAGCUUGCACCAAUUGGUCGUCCAAAUACGACAGCGCGACGUCACCGAAGCGCGAAACGAAUAACAACACGAAAGAAACGAGAGAAGUAGACGUCCACGCUUUGAAAGAGCAGGACAGCCUGAUUUCGUGCACAAGCGGUUACGAUACCUUAAAAACAAGUGACACGAGUGACAAAGAACCGCACAGUUUGACGUCUCUGUUAGAACAGGAGACAGAGAAAGCCAAUCAGUUGGAGAAGGAAGGAGAUAGUUUGUCGGUUGGGGAGAGCAGUGACUAUGAAAGCUUUCGGUAUAAAGAUGAUAAUGAGGAUGAGGGUUUCGCUGAGGAGUCGUUUAGAAAGUAUUUUGAUAAAGAAAAUGCUGUGGAGUUUAAUGGUGAAGUGCCUUUAGUCAGGAGUUGGAAAGCUAGCUCUGAAUCUAUUAUAGGUCCGCUCCUUAGCAGUAUGUUAAGAAAAGUGGCUUCCAUGCUGGAGUCAGAAAUAACUGUGAACAGCCGAGUGACGAGUGUCGUGUCAAAGCUAGUCUCGCUGCCGACGCCGCUUCUGACGUCACUGCUGCUGUGUCCCAGUUAUAUGCUACCACCGAAUGUGCCUUCGCUGUACCAGAUACUUAGCAAACUAAGAGACGAAGUGGACGAGCUUACCACCGGCCUGGACAAUACUAUGGAGCUGGUGGACAAGGCGAGGGUCUUCCUCAUCCAGCGCGAGAUGGCGUUAGUGAACUCGCGGGGGCCGACGAACGAAGAUAGUCAAGCCCGUAAUGAUUCACCGACGCAAAAGAUUGAGGAGGUGUCGCCUUUCCGACGAGUCGAAACGAAAAGGCGGAGCCUGUCUUCGAGCUUCUCUAGUAUGUUUGGAAGAAAAACACCCUCAUCGCCGUCACAGCAGAACUCUUUAAACGUACAACCUGCCACCUUCCACGCGAGUCCACAGCGCCGGUUCAUCUUCACACAAGAGGCAUACUGGAGCCAAUCCAUCACCCUCCGCUCCAUUCUAAACGCCGUCCUAAUAGACGAGUGGCUUAAGGAACUCGCUGCCAUGUGCGAAGAACACGCCCUAAGGCUAUCAGCUGACAAUUACGAGGAUGACACAUAUAUUCGCUCUGUGGCAUUAUGACUGACGGCCAAUGCCGCGGGCGGCUUCAGAAAAAACAAAAAGCCCGCGCGUGCACCGGAACGUUCCAACGACACGUCUUUGUAGUGCGUUUCGUUUCACGCAAUCUAGUUUCAAAUUCUAACGUGAUAUAUGGCAUUUUGACUUCGAAAACGUAACGUGUAGAUUUUUUAGUGUUUUUAAAUGUUUGUCGUCAAUUAACGAACAGUAACCCGUGAUAUAAUUUAUAAAUGAAGGCUGUAUAAUUUAUACUGCUCAAAUGAAUAGUAGAAAAUAUGGACAAAAGUACAUUUUCAGCAUUUUAAUUAAUUUUUUUAGUAAAUUAAAUUUCGAAACGCAUUAUAAAAAUGUUUCAAUUGAAUUUUAAAUGAAAGUAAGUUGUCUACUAAAUGUAGACUAAUUUUAUUAAAGUAAAUGAAACGAUUGAACAAGUUUCAUCAUACAAAGCUAUUAAAUAUUUCUAUUCUUAUGCGCAUGCCUUUUAGAACUUAGUCUUAAGUUAAUUUUAAAAUUCGCCUGUAACGUUUUUCUAAGGGUCAUGUCCCACGACACAUUUUUGACAGUCAAAAAACCAGUAACGCCUAUUUAACACUACUUCUGUUCAAUGUAGCAAUUUCUCAUGACAAAAGCAUGAAAAUUGAACAA
This is a messenger RNA of Ostrinia nubilalis (European corn borer), 3658 nucleotides long. RefSeq names its product FHIP family protein GJ17503. The record is from RefSeq and is a predicted model, not a curated record. NCBI's taxonomy places the organism in Eukaryota, Metazoa, Arthropoda, Insecta, Lepidoptera, Crambidae. The transcript has 16 exons. The coding region runs from base 305 to 3016 and encodes 903 amino acids.